Sycon ciliatum is the source of this 3771-nucleotide messenger RNA. RefSeq lists its product as uncharacterized. The transcript has a single exon. The record is from RefSeq and is a predicted model, not a curated record. NCBI's taxonomy places the organism in Eukaryota, Metazoa, Porifera, Calcarea, Leucosolenida, Sycettidae. Gene Ontology annotation, biological process: DNA integration. The coding region runs from base 1 to 3771 and encodes 1256 amino acids. Gene Ontology annotation, molecular function: nucleic acid binding.
AUGAGUGGUCUGCCAACACGGUUGCCUUCUGGCCUCUACCUCAUUCCGUCUCGAUUGGGAUAUCUGUUGUCUGGCAACCCGAAUCCAGCCACUGCAGACAGCUCGAAUGCCUCUGCUUCUGACUCUGUGGUCUUUGUGUGCGCUACGGAACGCGUACCGGAUCUGUCCGAGAUGUGGUCUCUCGACAGUAUUGGUAUCAGUGACUCGCCGUUCCUCACUGACGACAACCGUGCCCAGCAGCACUUCAACUCAACCGUCCGAUUUCGCGAUGGCCGCUAUGAAGUCGCUUGGCCGUGGAAGUCUGAGACACCUGACCUGCGAGACAACUAUGGCCUCGCACUCGGUCGUUUGACCUCCCUCGCUAAGCAGCUCGCUAGGGACCAUGACCUGCUAUUGCGCUACGAUGCAGUGAUCCAGUCUCAGGUUGAGCUGGGUAUUGUUGAACGUGUGUCAACCAACACUUCAACUCACACCGUCAAGCACUACCUGCCGCACCAGCCAGUCGUGACACCCUCCAAGGCGACCACUAAGCUGCGCAUCGUAUACGACGCCUCGGCCAAGUCAUCCAAAGCAGCGAAGUGUCUGAACGAGUGCAUGCAUCGUGGCCCUAUCAACUUGCCGAAUCUCUGUGGCAUACUUCUCCGCUUCCGUUGCCACUCCAUUGUGCUGUUGGCUGACAUCGAGAAAGGGUUUCUCCAGCUCAGCAUUCGGCCGGCUGACCGAGAUGUCACACGUUUCCUCUGGUUUGACGAUCCAGCAAACCCUGCCACAUCCAAGGACAACUUGGCUGUGUAUCGCUUCUGUAGGAUGCCGUUCGGUAUUGUUGCCAGUCCGUUUCUGCUGGAAGCUACUAUCCAUCACCAUCUGCAGCUGCAGUGUACUCCUCUUGCCGCUUCUAUCGAUCAGAAUAUCUACGUGGACAACGUGUUGAUUGGUGUCUCGGAUGUUUCUGAUGUUCUUGCUGUAUAUGAGGAGGCCAAGUCCGUUUUCCAGCGUGCAUCAAUGAAUUUGCGUGAGUGGACAACCAAUAGUACAGCUGCUCGGGUGACUCUACCAGCGGAUGACAUCGUCACGACUCGACAUGUCAAGGUGCUUGGUUUACAGUGGGACACACAUGACGAUGUAUUGUCAAUUGCUGGUACUCGCUGCACCCUCUCUGCUGCUGCACCUGCUACUAAGCGCAUUGUCUUUCAAGCCGUCUCUGCUUUGUACGAUCCGCUUGGUCUACUCGUCCCAGCCAUUCUGUCUGGGCGCCUGCUACUUCGUCAAUUGUGGCAAGCUGAGCUCAAUUGGGAUGACCCUCUACCUGCACACUUUACUGACGAAUGGUCUGCUAUCUCCUCUAUGAUGGCAUCGCUCUCUUCGAUCACUAUUCCCCGUUUGUGUUGUCCGGUCGGCAGCGCUACGGAUGUGCAGCUCCAUAUCUUCACGGACGCUUCUGUCAAUGCGUAUGCAGCUGCUGGCUACCUCCGGGUCACAGAUGGCAGUUCGGUACACUCUGCCCUCGUCUUCAGCAAGAUGCGGCUCGCACCAGCUCCCAAGAAGUCAUCUUCUACAGCUGACACCAUGACCAUUCCUCGCCUGGAAUUACUGGGUGCUGUCAUAGGUGCUCGACUUGCGUCAUUCCAUCGGCAGGAGCUCAACCUCACGCUCUCGUCCACUACUGUCUGGACUGAUGCCAAGUGCGUUCUGCAUUGGCUUGUAUCAAGUCGGGACCUGUCUACAUUUGUGGCCAAUCGCAUCGCUAGUUUACGUGCUCUGCCGGACAUCAUGUAUCGCUAUGUCCCCAGUGCUGCUAAUCCUGCUGAUUUGGCUACUCGUCCGCAAACAGCUGCGCAGCUCGCCGACAGUACUCUAUGGUGGUCUGGUCCUUCGUGGCUAACAGAAGACGUCAGCAAAUGGCCUGCUUCUAGUCACCCCACCAUCACUCCUCAGGACUUGGCGUUGGCCGAGGCCGAGUAUCGUGGACCUCGUCUCAUCCACAGCAUGCUCGCUACCCAACCAGUCCUGCCGCCGUCACUUGUGCAGCAGUCUAUCCUAACGCGCUCGUCCUCACUGUCCAAAGCCGUCAGGAUCUUGACCUACUGCAUGCAUUUCCUCUAUCGUGUUGUGUGGACUCGGUUGCCCGCUGCUCAGCAGACACGCCUUCAGGAUGGCCAUGCUCUGCUAGCUCAGCUACUCAGCCAGUUUGCUGCUCAACCGCAUGUCUUCAGCGUCAGUGUGCGACGCUUGGUUCUGUCUCUAUUCGUACGUUCAGCGCAGCACAGCUCCUAUCCUGAUCUGUACACUGGUUCUCUCGCUGAUAGCACGUCACCGUUGGUGAAGCAAUUUGGUCUUCAGCGUAACCAGCUCGGUGUUAUCCGUUGUCAUGGCAAGCUUGCUCACGUCCAUGCUACCAGCCAGCCUGCUCUGCUGCCACGCCAGCAUCGUCUCACUGUCUUGAUCAUUCUCGACAUCCAUGGUCGCCUGCUGCAUGCUGGUCCAAGCCACACCCUCGCACAGCUUCGCCUCAACUUCUGGGUUCCUCAUGGUCGUCAGGCUGUUCGCCAAGAACUGAAGCUAUGUCUUGUGUGCCGUCGUCAAGACUCGCCACCCUAUCGUCUUCCGUUGAUGCCGCCUCUGCCUGCUGAGCGUGUCAACCCUGCUCAUCCAUUUGAGUUCACCGGUCUGGACUACUUUGGACCAUUGCUCAUCAAGCAGUCCGACUCCUCCACGACCAAGGUAUGGGUCUGUUUAUUCACCUGUUUCGCUAUCCGUGCUGUCCACCUCGAGUUCGUGGAUGACAUGUCCACAGCUGCCUUCAUCUCUGGCUUACGUCGCUUCAUUGCUCGUCGUGGCGUACCGCGUCUGUUGUAUUCUGACAACGCCAGCCAAUUUCACCUCGCCAGUUCUGCCGUGCCGGAUGUCUGGUCCUCUCUACCGUCUGACCCCGUCCUAGGCGAGUUUCUCUCUCAACGUCAGAUCACGUGGAAAUUCACCACUGCACUCGCCCCAUGGCAAGGUGGUAUUUAUGAGUGCAUGGUUGGCCUUGUGAAGGGCUGCAUGCGGAAAGUUGUUGGCCGGCAGUUGCUCUCGCUCCCACAGCUCCUCACCUUGCUGGCUGAAGUUGAAGCUGUCGUCAACAACCGCCCACUGACUCCCGUUUCGGCUGACGAUGAAGGUCCUGGUCUUCUCGUGCUCUCACCAGCUCACUUCCUCGUUGGUGGUCGACCCACGCUGAUCCCUGUCGACACAUCCUCUGCUGAUGAUCCCGACUAUUCACCUGAUAUCAGCUCCCGGGAUCACAUCUUGCAGUGGUGGAGGGCGUCCCAAGUUCUCUUGGAACGUUUCUGGAAAUGCUGGCGGACUGAGUACUUGCAAUUACUCAGGGAACGUGCGAACCCUGAUCACCGCCAGCCCAAGACGUCUCUAUCCGGCCAGCCACAGGUCGGGGAGAUCGUCAUCGUCAAAUCCGAAGGUAUACCACGUGGCCAGUGGCACAUUGGCAAGGUAACAGCGGCUAACGCUAGUGCGACAGAUGGUUGCGUCCGCUCAGCAGAGGUCCUGAUGCGUCUGGCCGCACAGUGGAACGCCCACUAUCGCUGCUGUAUCCACUCGAGGUACCCAGCACCCGGCAGGAUGAUGCCCCCGCAGUCGUCAGCAGCCAGGAAUCGGAUAAUGCUCCUGGAGUGCAAGCACCACCGCCAUCAGCAACCCGCCCGAGGCGCAAGGCUGCCGAUCAGGCACGCCAAAACAUCGCUAGAUGGACGGCUUGUAACUUCACGGCGUUAA